Colletotrichum siamense is the source of this 393-nucleotide messenger RNA. RefSeq lists its product as uncharacterized. Lineage: Eukaryota; Fungi; Ascomycota; Sordariomycetes; Glomerellales; Glomerellaceae. Bases 1 to 393 code for a protein of 130 amino acids. The record is from RefSeq and is a predicted model, not a curated record. The transcript is spliced from 3 exons.
AUGUACAACAGCUGGGUACAUCUUGGCCUGGAAAUCUUUUCCGUCAUCAUAUGGCUGGUUUGUCUCGCUCUUUUCGCCAGCCACGCAGACAAUCUCGCCUCCAUCGACGCAUUCGCCUCAGCUUUCGGCACCCAAUACAAGGCGUUGUUCAACCUUGAUAUCAAGCAAUACUCCCAAACCUUUAUUACUGCAACGAUCGCAGCAACAGCUGUUACGGCCGUCAUAUUCGCCGCGAGCUGUAUCGCCAUCGGCGAGGAAAAGUCAGAGGAACGGACGAAGCCAUUGGACCGGAAUCUGCGGACCGUCGGAAAUCAUCGAAUCCAAGCGCUCCUGACGAUGGCGAACUGGGACAUCGCCAGCAGGCCCCAGAGCUACAGGCGUGCGAAGUUUUAG